AAAAUUCUGGGAGUAUUUAAGAAAAGCAAAAAAUCUAUGCGGGCAAAAAGGUUCUCGAUCCAAUUUCUUCUCCCUGUCGAGAGCGAUCGGAGAAUCGAUUGCACCGACGUUUCGUCCCCUACUCUGAUCGAAGAUGUCUUCUCUCGCAGCUGCUAGAGCAGAUAAUUUCUACUAUCCACCAGAAUGGGACCCCAAAAAGGGUUCCUUGAACAAGUUUCAGGGGCAGCAUCCUUUGAGAGAAAGAGCAAGAAAGCUAGACCAAGGCAUACUGAUUAUAAGGUUUGAGAUGCCGUUUAAUAUCUGGUGUGGUGGAUGCAAUCAUAUGAUUGCCAAAGGUGUAAGGUUUAAUGCAGAGAAAAAGCAAGUUGGCAACUAUUACUCAACUAAGAUAUGGAGCUUUACUAUGAAGUCAGCUUGCUGUCGACAUGAAAUUGUAAUACAGACCGAUCCAAAGAACACAGAAUAUGUCAUAAUCAGUGGAGCACAACGGAAGACAGAAGAUUAUGACAUUGAAGAUGCGGAAACAUUUGCCCUUCCAGCUGAUGAAGAAAGAGGGAAGCUUUCUGAUCCAUUUUACCGCCUAGAACAUCAAGAAGAGGAUAUGCGAAAGAAGAAAGAGGCUGAACCACUUCUAGUUCGUCUUCAAAGAGUCUCAGACAGUAGGCAUGCGGAGGAUUAUAGCCUUAAUCGAGCCCUUCGUGCUCGUCUGAGGACUCAAAAGAGAAAGGUUGUAGAAGAAGAAGAAACUUCAAGAAAGAUGGGCCUUGGCAUAAGACUUCUUCCUCCAUCAAAAGAAGAUGCAGCAAGUGCAGCUGCUGUUAGAUUUGCACCCAAGUUUGACAAGAAUAGCAAGGACAAGCGUGCAGCGAUCAAAGCUUCAUCGAUCUUUUCAGAGUCUUCAACCUCUACUUUAGGAAAUAAAAGGGCUGAACUCGAGGCAAAGAGGAGAAAAAUAAAAGCAACCGCAGCAUCAGCCUUGUUAGCAGGAAGAGACAAGCCUUUGUCCUGGCAACAAGACAUGGGGUUCAGAAAGCGCUAAUGAUUUUGACUCAGUUAUGGUGCGUUCUCCAAGGGCUUUGCAUUUAAAAGGGAAAUUUUCACUCGACUGCUCCAUUAGUACUUAUGCUUUGGAUGCUAUUUUACUUGGUUUUAGUUGUUGGUUUUGGCUUUUACUGGGGGAAAAAAUUCCAUAAUGUAAAAUACUAAAUAGAUGGUUUGUGGUCAAAACUUGGAAUGUACUUGAGCACAAUAUCAAGUUGUAUGGUUACAAAAUCAGCUGUAGUUGAAUAGAAUCCAUCAUCUGCAAGCUAAA
Zingiber officinale is the source of this 1312-nucleotide messenger RNA. RefSeq names its product coiled-coil domain-containing protein 130-like. Lineage: Eukaryota; Viridiplantae; Streptophyta; Magnoliopsida; Zingiberales; Zingiberaceae. The record is from RefSeq and is a predicted model, not a curated record. Bases 134 to 1039 code for a protein of 301 amino acids. Gene Ontology annotation, cellular component: post-mRNA release spliceosomal complex; U2-type spliceosomal complex. Gene Ontology annotation, biological process: mRNA splicing, via spliceosome. The transcript is spliced from 6 exons.